Mycena indigotica is the source of this 1167-nucleotide messenger RNA. Its product is annotated as S5A-REDUCTASE domain-containing protein. Gene Ontology annotation, molecular function: oxidoreductase activity, acting on the CH-CH group of donors. The transcript is spliced from 3 exons. NCBI's taxonomy places the organism in Eukaryota, Fungi, Basidiomycota, Agaricomycetes, Agaricales, Mycenaceae. The coding region runs from base 1 to 1167 and encodes 388 amino acids. Gene Ontology annotation, biological process: lipid metabolic process. The record is from RefSeq and is a predicted model, not a curated record.
AUGUACGGCCUCUCCACAGAGCAGCUCGUAGGGCUCUACAACAACGCGCGGAAAUGGUUCACUCUGGGCAAUUUUCUCGUUGGGCCAGUAACUUUUUUCAUUGAUGCGCCGUUUGGCCGCUUCACUCCCGCUGAGGGCAGUUUCUUCCACGGCAUGUUUUUGGUGGAUGGCAUCAAGGCGUGGAUUGUUAUGGAGCUCGUCUCUCCGACCUUCUUCUUGUAUACAUUCUUCAAUGCGCCGCUUUCUGGCGGCGUGGUACCCUCCGUAACGCUGGGCAGCCCCCUUAGCCUUCUUGUCGGUGCCUAUUUUAUCCACUACCUCAACCGUGCUAUCCUCUCGCCGCUUCGCACCCCAUCGCGCUCCAAAGCCCAUCUAAUCACGCCUGCUAUUGCCGUGGUCUUCAACACAUUCAAUGGCUCCCUCCUUGGCGCGUUUUUCUCGUCGCCAGAUGCCCCGCAAUAUUCGGCCUUUUCUCGCACGAGCUUUUGGGUUGGUCUCGCGUUGUGGGCUUGGGGCUUCGUUGGAAAUGUUGUCCACGACGAGAUACUGCUUAAUCUCCGACGCAAGUCUAAUAGCAAGGGAAAGGCCAAGGAGAGCAAUGAGACUGUAAAGGGAACCGCGACUAAUGGACAAUUGAACGGCCAUACGAAUGGUCAUGCUAAUGGAAAAGUAAACGGAUAUACUAAUGGGACGGCCAGUGGUGGGAGCGCAAACGGAACUGCCAAUGGGAAGGCAAAUGGAAAUGCCAAUGGGAAUGCCAAUGGGAAGAGGACAAAUGGUCAUGCCAACGGCAAGACGAAUGGUGAGAGCAAGAGUGUCGGGGAGCACUACGCGAUUCCCUAUGGUCUUCUCUAUCAAUGGAUCUCCUACCCCAACUACUUCUGCGAAUGGAUCGAGUGGCUGGGCUUUGCGAUCGCUGCAGACCCCCGUCUGCUCAAUGCUGCCGUUUCGGGGUCACGUGCCAUUCUCCAGCCAGCGACGUGGAAAACAGCACUGACGGGCCCCGCUGCCGCUUUCUUCCCGCUCCUCUCUCCGCCGUGGAUAUUCUUCUUUGCGGAAAUCAUCCUCAUGUACCCGCGCGCCUAUCGGGGUCACCUGUGGUAUCUCAACAAGUUUCGAGAUAGCUACCCCAAAGAACGCAGAAUCGUUAUUCCCUUCUUGCACUAG